UUAAACGAGCAAGCGAGAGAGAGCGAAAGAGAGAGAGAGAGAGCAGAAGUAGAAGACAAGAGACCAUAGCUUCAGUCAGAAAAUUGUGUGCCGUAAAACAACGUGAAUCGCAAAUAAUAAAAUAAUAAAUUGCUAAAUAAAAUAAUAUAUAUAUAUAUAUAUACAAAACACACACAAAUACAUACACACAAAAAUCAAAUCAAAUUCUUGUGAUUAAAGUGCAUUUCUAAUACAUACAUAUAUAUACAUAUAUAUACACACACACACGCUCACACACACACACACUCACACGCGCAUAUGUAUAUGUAUUUAACUAUACGCAUCGAACAAAUAACAACAACAAGAACCGCUAAGAAAUCGCAGUCAAAAGCUUGAAUGCUGCCCAAACAACAAAUUCCAAUUGGAGACAACGGCAACGAGUGAGAAAUUCUGAUUCGAUUAUGAAGAUGGAAGUGCUCUCGGUACAAUGUCACAUUCAGGAACAAUUCGGCGGCAUUGGGGCAACAAAAGUAAAAGACUGGACGAGUCCGCUAACGGCACCAGCAACUGCAACGGCAGCGGCAGCCGCAGCCGCAGAGGUGAACGUGGCUGACGUGGACAUUGUCGACGUGGACGUAGACGUGGACGUGGAAGCUGAUGUUGUGGAUGGCCAUCCGGCGUCUGUGCUGCAUAUGCGUCAGCAUCAGGCGCUCAACACGCGGCCGCGCCUCUCCUCAACAGCCUCGGCCUCAGCCACAUCGGCUGCGGCCGCCAAACCGCCCGCAUCCCCCAUGGCGGCCAGCUUUGAUAUGCUCAACGGCGGCAGCGCUGUCGCCGCAUAUAUGUCAAACGUUCUGCAGGCAGGUCCGCCGGCCACGCUGCCCGCGUCGCCGCUGCAGUCGACGUCGGCGGCACGCUUCGGCGCCAUUGACAAUCUGGACGAUGUGAACCCGGCUGCCGUGCAGGAGCUUUCGCAGCAGCUGCAGGCCAAGCUGCGCGACGCCAAGAGCCAGCAUCUGGACUGCACCGAGGUGACGCUGCCCAACAAUCUGAUGUCGCGCAUUGCUGCCGAAAUAAUACGCAUGUCGGAGCGGGAGCCGUGCGGCGAGCGGGCCUGCACCAUAUUCAUAGAGUUCGAGAGCGAGCCGAACAACGUCAGGCGCAUUGCUUCGUUCAAGGUGGAUCCGGAGACGGUCUCCAUAUUCGAGCUUUAUCUGACGCUGAAGCAGGACAAGAGCGGCUGGACCUCCCUUCUGCCGCAGUUUCUCAAAAAUUUAACGCGCAGCAAUACGAUUAUGAUCAGUCCCGAUUUUACUUUGACCAAGAACAAGCUCUACUCGCCGAGCAGAGGCAGCAUCAUAUGAGGCAAAUGGGAAGGCGUGGUAGACUUGGCCGUGGGCGUGCAAAAGGGGCGUGGCGCUGCACUCGACUCAUUACACAAUCCCUCCGAAUAAGUAAAUGGUGAAUAAGAAGAAGCAGAAGAAGAAGAACAGCAGCAGCAGAGCCUAGCAAGAACCUCACGUCUGCGUCUCCAUCGAAACCCAUCCAAAAAAAAACAAACAAAAUAUUUAAAUAAUUAUAAUAUUAACAAAAACAACCCGUAAAGAGGCAAACUUUGGACCACAAUUCAACACAACCCAAAUCAACUCAACAAAAAAGAACAAGAAGAGGAGGAGAAGGAGGAGGAUUAAAAACAAACCCAACCACAAUUAUGUAUUUUGAGAAAAAUCCCAAAACAAAUCAACUGCAGUUGCAGGCAACUCAAAACUCUUAUUGGACUGACUUUUUGGCUUAUAAGAAAACAAAAACAAAAAAGGAACUUUUUGAAAAAAAAAAACCAAAAUCAAACGAAAACAA
Drosophila novamexicana is the source of this 1836-nucleotide messenger RNA. Its product is annotated as protein charybde. Gene Ontology annotation, cellular component: cytoplasm. The transcript is spliced from 4 exons. The record is from RefSeq and is a predicted model, not a curated record. NCBI's taxonomy places the organism in Eukaryota, Metazoa, Arthropoda, Insecta, Diptera, Drosophilidae. Bases 441 to 1343 code for a protein of 300 amino acids. Gene Ontology annotation, biological process: apoptotic process; negative regulation of signal transduction; regulation of TOR signaling.